AUGUCCAGCACCAACGGGCGCCGUUCGUCCGAGUCGUCUCGGACACUUCCCGGCCCAGCUUUCCGCAAGGAUCAUAUUGGUCAAGAUCGCUCACGGUCCAUGUCCGCGACGAUGACCCCUCAGUUUCGUGCGAUGAUCGAAUCGGGCCGGAUUCCGCGUCCGCCAGUACCACCAGCUACGGGUGGGCGUGACUCGCCUGCAGCGAAGCCGCCUCGUUCGCGCACGCCCAUUGUAUAUCCGGCGCUGCUAUCGCGCAUUGCGGAGGCAUUCAAGGCCAGGAUUGUGCUGCAGGAUCGUGUGAAGGAUGGUCUCACAUACAAGGACGCGUUCGAUGGCCGCGAGGCAGUCGACAAGAUCGCGUAUAUCAUCAAGACCACCGAUCGAAAUCUUGCCCUCCUCCUCGGCCGUGCCCUGGAUGCACAGAAGUUCUUCCACGCGGUUACGUACGAUCACCGCCUGCGUGACUCCGCACACGACCUGUAUCAGUUUAGGACGAAACUACCUAGCCCGUUUGUGAGUGGAGAACUGGUGAACGUCGAAGAAGACGGUGAGGGAAUCACGAAAGCUCCUGGCCGGCCGCUCAUAAACGACGGUGCGGACACGUCAGCUUCGAAGGAAAGCCCGUCCCCUACCGCCGAGUCUGAUGCCGAGAAGGCUUUCAAGGACGGUUCGCGGCCCAGCUCACCUUCCCCGCCAGAUUCUGUAACGUCGCCUGCAUCGCGGCCACGUAGAGGCUCAGUCUCGUCUGACGAUGCGCCUUUGCCGUCUGGGGUGUUCACCCUCCUCACCGAUUGUUACUCUCCAACAUGUUCUCGUGAUCAACUCUGCUACUCGAUCGCUUGUCCAAGACGACUGGAGCAGCAGGCUCGUCUGAACAUGAAGCCACAGCCGGGGCUCAAGAAGCAGAUCAGCCGAGAGAGUUUGGGCGACCUUGUUGAGCCCGGCACGUUGUGGAUCCACUCCGUACCGCAGGAGGUGGUUAACAGCGUCUCGGAUGCCGAGAAGAAACGCCAAGAGGCUAUCAACGAGGUCAUCUACACUGAGCGUGACUUCGUGCGGGACAUGGAAUAUCUGCGCGACCUCUGGAUGAAGCCUCUCAAGGAAUCCGAUAUCAUCCCUGAGCCUCGACGGUCCGACUUCUUGGAGCAGGUUUUCUGGAACAUCAACGACAUCAUCGCUGUCAACACGCGAUUACGAGACGCUCUCAACAAGCGUCAGAAGUCGUAUGCAGUGGUCGAGCAAAUAGGCGACGUGCUCCUGGAGGCGGUGCCUCACUUCAGCCCCUUCGUAUCGUAUGGCGCUCACCAGCUCUAUGGCAAGUACGAAUUUGAGAAGGAGAAGAGCUCGAACCCAGCGUUCGCUCAGUUCGUAGAGGAAGUGGAACGUCGACCAGAGUCGCGUAAGCUCGAGCUGAACGGCUACCUUACGAAGCCGACUACUCGACUUGCCCGUUACCCUCUGCUUCUGGAGGCAGUCCUCAAGCAAACACCGGAUGACAGCCCCGAUAAGGCCGCCUUGCCCAAAGCCGUCGAGAUUGUCCGCGAGUUCUUGAAGGCCGUCAAUCACGAGACGGGCAAGGCGGAGAACCGCUUCAACCUCUUGCAGCUCGACCAGCAGCUGAUCUUCCGCCCUGGAGAGGAAGUUGACCUUCGGCUCAAAGAGGAGGGACGCGAGCUCAUCUACAAGGGUGCGCUCAAGAAGCAAGGGGAUAGUUCCGAGCUUUCGGUUUUCCUCUUCGACCAUGCUCUGCUCAUGGUGAAGGCCAAGAGCAAGGGCGAGCAGUACAAAGUGUAUCGCCGGCCCAUCCCCCUCGAGCUAUUGCUUGUAUCUGCCCCAGACGACUUCCCGACUGGGAAGCCGAAAGACAGGGAGAAGCAGAAGCUCAUGAAGAAUUCGCCCCAUGCUCCCGCUGUAGCCGUGAAGGAUAACAAGGGCGGCUUCUCCAUUACCUUCGUGCACCUGGGUCGGAAGUAUUACCAGAUGACGCUGUGGGCCAGCACGUAUGUCAGCCAGCGGAAGUGGGUCGAGAACAUACAGAAGCAGCAGGACCUCAUGCACGAGCGGAGUAUGGUCUUCGAGACGGUGACGCUCAGCGAGGGAUUCUUCUUGGGCCCCAACCGGGUAAACUGUGCUGCCCCCUUCAACAAUGGCAAGCGAGCUGUGUAUGGCACGGAUGAUGGUGUUUACAUCUCCAACCUCUGGGAACGAAGAGAGCCACUGCGUUUUCUUGCCCUGAAGGACGUCUCGCAGGUGGAUGUUCUUGAGGACUACCAGCUCCUGGUCGUCCUGUCCGAGCGCCAAGUCAUCACCUUCCCACUCGACGCCCUCGACCCGAAGGACCCCCUCGCUGGCUUGAAGCGUGGCAAGCGGAUAGCGUCGCACAUCUCGUUCUUCAAGGCAGGUGUCUGCUUGGGCAAGACGCUCGUCUGCGUGGUCAAGGCGAGCCCGUUGUCUAGCACCAUCAAGACCCUGGAGCCCAUCGACCAGAACGUCCGCGGCCGGAGUAAGCCUACGUUCAAGAAGCUGCUUCAGGGUGGAAACGAUACGCUGCGCGAGUUCUAUAUUCCUGUGCAGUCGAGCUCCAUCCACUUCCUGAAGACGAAGCUCUGUGUAGGGUGUACGAACGGCUUCGAGAUCGUCGAUCUCGAAACGCUAGAUACGCAGGGCCUACUUGACCCUUCUGAUCAGUCGCUAGACUUUGUGCGCAGACGGGAAGGUCUGCGCCCAUUGGCGAUCUACCGCAUCGACAGCGAGUUCCUGCUGUGCUACGACGAAUUCGCAUUCUACGUGAACAGGACUGGCUGGAGGUCACGUAAAGACUUCAUGGUCUACUGGGAGGGUUAUCCGACAGGGUUCGCUCUUCAUUACCCAUACGUUCUCGCGUUUGAGCCGACUUUCGUCGAGAUCCGACAUGUCGAGACCGGUGCGAUGUCGCAGAUCAUCCAAGGCAACAACCUACGUCUCCUCUUCGCCGACACUCCUCCCUCGACGACACAUUCCGCCUCGCAGCCACAACAAUACCAACAGGGUUACGGGUACAACCAAUAUGCUGUCAACCAGAACGCGUAUGGAAGCCGGCAAUCCCUCAACGGCUAUGGUGCUCCGUCACCACAGCCGGCGUAUUCUAACCCCUAUCAGUCACGGCCGCAAUCCACUGCAGGGCGCGACGAGAUACUCAUGGUUUCGGACGACCGAGUGAUGAGGUUACAGAUGGCGUCGCCGAACGCGAUGUCAUAGCCUUUGCAUGUGCUCGUCCGGCGUCCCUCAUCAUGCUGCGCGCGGGCGUCGAGGAGGGCGCGCUGUGCUGCGCCUCCCGAUGCUUCGGCCGCCUUCGCACCCUUCGUUCGUCCCUCAUUCUGCUCUGAUGGCGGCCGCUGUUACUGGCGGCCGCGCCGUGUCUGAAAAGUUGUGUCAUUGUUGUCUUAUACACAUCUGUUCGCUUCCUUGCACAGCAUAUAUAUAUCCUACUUGCAUUUGUAGCCAUUGUUACGAUAAGCGUAGCUAACGAUUAGUCAUGCCAUGAUAGAACCUGUAUGAGCACGAUGUUGUGCCUUGUCGUCCUCAGAGGAGGAGAUCUGUACGAGUUCAGUUUGGCCUUGUACUCUGUCCGACGCGUACUUCUCUCCGCGACAG
Messenger RNA from Fomitopsis serialis, 3633 nucleotides. RefSeq names its product CNH-domain-containing protein. Gene Ontology annotation, biological process: intracellular signal transduction. The coding region runs from base 1 to 3237 and encodes 1078 amino acids. The transcript has 11 exons. The record is from RefSeq and is a predicted model, not a curated record. Gene Ontology annotation, molecular function: guanyl-nucleotide exchange factor activity. NCBI's taxonomy places the organism in Eukaryota, Fungi, Basidiomycota, Agaricomycetes, Polyporales, Fomitopsidaceae.